CUGUUAGAGGUGAUUCAUUUUCGUUUAGAAAAAGUGUUUUUGAAUUAGGUUAAAGGCAGUUUUAUGCAGAUAAUUUAAUGGUGAUGAAGCUUUCAUGUAUUGACUUAACUUUAAAUACAAUUUACGCCUGUUUUAAGUCGCGACCACCGGAGCUUGGAUAACUUUCUUUGUGUACGCUAAUCGGAUCACAAGGGUGAUCAGGGAGAGCGAAAUGUAGGUCAAUCAACAACAUUCCAGCGGCUAAAUUUAGAUCUACUGGAGUGAUCACGUGUUUAGUCAGAGGUGUCAAAAUGGCGGACCGGACAUUAAAAAUUCAAUUGUUUGGACAUUCUUUUGUGAAACGUUUAAAGGAUUUUGUUAUUAAUCAAGAAGAUUUUCCUUCAAAUUUGAAAUUACGUGCGAAUCCUUUAGUGCAGUAUUCUGGUUUCGGAGGGGGACACGUACAUACAUUGAAACAAAAUUUGGACGUGGUUCGAGAUUUCAAGCCAGAUUUGGCCAUUCUCAUCAUCGGCACAAAUGAUCUUUCAUCAAUAGACAAGUCCACAAAUUCGGUUAGUGCGGCAAUUAUGGAUUUAGUGGACACUCUGUUGUUUAUUGAGCAGGUACGGUCUGUCAUCGUUUUCCCCAUAUUAUUCAGAAAACUGAACAGUCAACGUAAUUGUCAUGCGGUGGACAUUCCUUGGUUCAGCGAUAGAGUUUACGAAACAAAUGUGCUUCUUGAAUCAAAGAUUAAGGAUUGUACCCACCAGCGAGUGCGUUACUGGGUACCCAAAGGUUUCUGGUCGGACGAGGCUUUAGCAGAGGUUCUAAGUAGCGACGGGGUCCAUCUUUCGUACAGAGGUCAACAAAAGCUAUACAACAACAUCCGAGCUGCGGUGGUUGCGGAGUUGAAGGCUAGCCAGCUAGGCUGUUAAGAUACGUAUAUUUUCAUCAUUCAUGGCACCUAUAUUUAUCCUUGUACAAUGUACAGUAGAGAUUACACAUUUAAUCGUACCUACACAUAGUGGCAUACAUACCAUGAAUUAUUAGUGUAACUUUCACAGGUUUAUGUCUGUUAGCUUUUCUCAUAGGGUUCUAGUGCAAUUGUUCGCACAAAUUUCAUGCUUGAGAGUGUUACCACACUAUUCGGCAUUGCCUGUUGGCUUUUCAUACUCGGUAGUGCAAUUGUUCACGUAAUUUCACAAUUUACUGUUUGAGAGUUUUGAAGUUUUCCAAAACUAUUCGACAGUAUUUCUGAUGGUGCUGCCUGUCCGGGUAUAUAGAUAUUAUGGUAGCAGUUGAGCUCAUACUGAAUAUGUCUGAGAGAAACGUUCCACUUUCGGCUGUCUGUGGGGACAGUUUCUAUUCGACAGAACAGAUCGAUAUUAUGUUACAUUUAAUGAGUUACCUUAAGAUAUAGCCUUAUGGCAACAUGCAGUUUACGAUACUUAUUACAGUCUUAUUACAUGAAUCCGCUGGUGUAAGUUUAUUGGUGAAGUACAUAUACUUUAAACCACAGGUGCUGAAUAUUUUAUAAUUGAUUCAAAUUUUCAUACAAUUAUAAAUAAGAAAAUUCAUUGUUUCAGAUGAGGGCUAAACGGAAAGCAGUAGCCACCACAUCAUCGUGUCCAUGCUGUCCACCAAAAGCCAAACAAUCUGGACAGCAAACAGGGUUUGAAACAAAAACCACUAACUCCAAUGUUACUAACGGUGUUACCACACAUACAGUUAACACGCGCAGUGGACACAAAAAUGCUCAAGCUAAAUAUAAUAGGCAUAAGGAAACGCAACAUGAUUCAAUUGUUCCUCAGGUUACAAUAGAUCAGUCAAGAAAAAACAAACGGAUCAAAAAGACUAAGAAAAACAGUGUUAGUACCACAAAUAAUCAGGAGACUCACAAGUCAAAUGACUCUGGUCCGAUACAUUUAGGUAUGCCAGAGCAUCAGAAUGUUCAGCAUCAACAGAUAAACAUAGUGGAGGCUCAACAAAAUGACUUUGAUCCAUAUGUACCUCCAUACAGUGAUGAGGGAACUGAGGAUUCAGAAUAAUCCGACGGGUCAGAGGAGGAAGUUGGGCAGUCUGUAGGGGAAGCCAUUAACCACCAUGUCAGGGACAUUGUUUCUGGAGGUAAUAGGCCUCUAUUGGUUGAACCGAUUUCAACAGCUAUUCAGUCUCAGAUUCCACGUAAAAUUCAGAAAAGUGUUUGGGCAAAUAAGUACAUAGAUCUGGCAGUCUUAUUACCAUUACAAGAUUCAUAUUUCAGUCAAAACAACAAAUUUACCCUUCAGGUUGAUCAUUUUAAUCAUUUUAGUUUUGUUCCACAGCAAAAAUCUAGAAAAAUCACUUCGAUCGAAAUGUGGACCACAGCCUUUUAUCGGUUUUGCGCAAUAUAUUCAGUUAGGUAUCCCGAGAAGACUCCUGCUUUGAUGAAAUAUGCAGAGAUUGUUAGGGAUCUCGCACGCAGGAUUCGGGCUUGGCAUGGCAGCAGUAUGACAUGCAGUUCCGAUUGUUGAGGGAACAGGAGGGGUUUCCUUGGGAUAGGUUACAUACAGAAUGGUCUCUUGCCAAGGUUCUCAGCCUUUUCGUUCCUUUCGGAAUUACCAACAGGGGGGACCACGCAACUCGCAACACAGAAAUAAAUUUAGGCAACGGGUUUUCCCCAACAAAUUUCUCGAAAAAAACAUGCUGGGUGUUCAAUAGUAGAGGGGGCAACUGCAAUUUCGCAGGAUGCCGGCAUCCUCACAUCUGUGGGUACUGCAGGGGUCAACACCAUGCCGGCGCAUGUUCUUUCAGUAGUAAAGAGCAGGCCGCAGCUGCAGGACCAACGGUCAAUUCAAAGUCAGCCCCUUCCCCUUUUAGGCCAAACAAAAAAUAAAGUGGUUACACCAGUUAAAAUCGAGAAAUUACAGUUUCACUUGCUUGGUCACCAGCACUAUGAGUAUUUGGUUAAAGGUUUUUUACAGAGAUUUGAUAUUGGUUACAUUGGUCCUAGACGUCCUGUAGAAUGCAGAAAUCUAAAAUCUUGCUACGAAUUCCCUUUAGUUAUACAACAACAUAUUGAAUCGGAGUUAGCAUUGUCGCGCAUCCAAGGUCAUUUCAAAGUAAAACUUUUUCCCAAUUUGCAGUUAAGUCCAAUAGGUUUGGUCAAAAAGAAAACUCCUGGUCAAUAUCGAUUUAUUCAAAACCUAAGUCACCCAAAAGGUAACUCCUUCAAUGACUUCAUUCGACCAGAAUUAGCUACGGUCAAGUACAUGUCAUUCGAUGAUGCAGCAUUACGGGUCCGUCAGCUGGGCCAAGGUUGUUAUAUGGCCAAAACCGGUAUUGCAAAUGCUUUCAGAAUCGUUCCUAUUCGUCCAGAGGACCAUGAAUUGUGAGGUUUCCAGUUCGGGGAUGCAUUUUAUUACAAUGUAUGCCUGGUUAUGGGUAGCUCAUCUUCAUGUGCCAUUUUUGAAACUUUUAGUUCAGCGAUUCAAUGGAUCGCACAGGUUAAACUGCAGAUUCCACACAUGGUUCAUAUCUUGGAUGAUUUUCUGCUCUUAGCUAAGUCAUAUGACGAUUGUCAAAAGGCUCUUUUAACUUUCUUACAAUUUUGCGAUGAGGUGGGUAUUCCAAUUAAAGCCGAGAAAACGGAGUAUCCUGCCCAGGUCAUGACUUUUAUGGGUUUAGAGCUAGAUUCGGUUGAGAUGGAAGCCAGAUUACCUAAUGAUAAAUUGUACAAACUACGCAGACUCCUGCAACAGUAUACAAAGCGUAGGAAGGUCAAACUAGUGGAACUGCAAUCCCUACUUGGUUUACUUAAUUUUUGUUGUAGUGUUGUCUUGCCAGGGCGGUCUUUUAUGCGCAGAUUGUCCGAUCUUACUAAAAAUGUUAAAAAACCUCAUCAUGGCAUCUCACUGACAGCAGAGAGCAGGCGGGACAUUCAGGCCUGGCUUCUCUUCAUUUCACAUUUCAAUGGUAAAAAGCUUUUGUUGGAUUUUAAGAGGGUGACAGAUAAAACGUUACACCUGUUUACAGAUGCAGCAGGGGCUUUAGGUUAUGGGGCUAUUUAUAGCUCACACUGGUUUUUUGGAAGCUGGCCUUCCCAUCUGGUACAUCACCAGAUCACAUUUAAGGAAUUGUUUCCAAUGGUUCUUUCCUUGGAAAUCUGGGGUCCGCAACUGAUGAAUAAAUGCAUUAUUCUUCAUUCAGACAAUGAAGCUGUGGUAUACAUAAUUAACAAGCAAUCUAGUAAGGAUAAAUACAUUAUGGUUCUAGUCAGACGCCUGGUUUUAGCAUGCAUGAAAAACAAUAUUCUUGUGAGAGCCGCUCACAUCCCGGGUAAGGCCAAUACUUUACCUGACUUACUUUCCCGUUUACAGAUAGACAAGAUCCGGGCUUUAUCCACAGCAAUGGACGACAUGCCAUCAGUAGUCCCGGAGCAUCUGUUAGAAAUUUGAACCGUUCUGUCCACAAGCUAUAACCGCUUUCACAACACAUAUUAUCCAACAGACAGGUUGUUGCCAAUAUCAACAACCCGAAUAUGUCAAUUUAUUGCAUAUUGUCAUGACAGGCAAUUCAAGUGUUCGUCUAUCACAUCCAUGGUCUCAGCAUUAGCCUAUAUUCACAAUAUUUGUGAUAGGAAAGAUCCUACAAAAGCAUUCGUGGUUAAAAAAAUCUUAUUUGGUUUGCGUAAAAUUCAAAAUACAGAUAAAAGGUUACCAAUUUCUUAUGACAUCUUACGGCAGAUGGUUCAAGUUUUGCCCCAGGUUAUGGUCAACCCCGAAUUACGUUUACUGUGCCAGACUAUGUUCGUAGCAGCUUUCUUUGCUUUGUUACGUAUAGGGGAAAUUACUGUCACACAAUCGGGGGACCGCAAUACAAUUUUGUUGAAGAAUGUCAGUUUCCAGUAUAUCAAUCACAAACCUAUGAAGGCGUCUUUAGUCUUGGGCAGCUUCAAACAUUCCCAAGGGGUGUCAGCUACAGUAUCGGUUAAACGUCACAAAAAUAAGAACACAUGUCCGGUGCGAUUAUUGCAUAAAUACAUCAACAGUUGCAAUCACACCACAGGAACGUUAUUUAAGUUUCCAUGUGGCCGUCCAGUCACUGACAUUUUUUUUAAAUCUGAUUUACGUGAAUGUAUUCAGAAAUGUAGGUUAGAUUCAGCAUUAUAUACACCUCAUUCAUUUCGUAUAGGGGGCGCAACUCAUGCGUAUGACUGUAAUCUGUCUGAUUCUAGGAUCAGGUUUUUAGGCAAAUGGAAAUCAAAUGCUUAUCAGAAAUAUAUUCGGCCUUCAAAUUCAUUAACAUAGAAGUAUGGGGGUUUGGUAGAGGGAUAUAUCUCCCCUCUUUGGUUUACCAAAUUCAUGGUACUAGUUAAAAAUAGAAAUAGCUUUAUUUAAAAUAAAUACCUCGGACACAUUUUGCCAGUUUAAGAGGUACCGAUUGUCAUGUCUGGUGGAGCCAGCAUGGCCUGUGACAGUAUUCUUGUCUGGUGGAGCCAGCAAGUUUUGUUAUAUUUGCGGACUUGGACAGAUAUAUAACUUUGAUCUCGUGAAUCAUUUAUUUUACAUUCUUGUGUUAGUUUGU
This is a messenger RNA of Mercenaria mercenaria, 5544 nucleotides long. RefSeq lists its product as uncharacterized. The transcript has 2 exons. Lineage: Eukaryota; Metazoa; Mollusca; Bivalvia; Venerida; Veneridae. Bases 3399 to 4415 code for a protein of 338 amino acids. The record is from RefSeq and is a predicted model, not a curated record.